AAUGCAGAAUCCAGAGUGCCAUGGAGGGGUACAGAUGAGAAGCAGAGCAUCAGGUACCUGUGAUCCAAGGACAUCAUCAAGCGCCCCAAUAAAACCCAGGACUCCAGUUCAACAAAGUAAAUCCUUAUCGCUAACCAGUUCUCCAGAAUCAUUAAGAAAACUCCAUCCUCGGCCAAGUGAUAAACUUAACCCUAAAACAAUUAACCCAUUUGGCGAACAGUCACGAGCCCCUUCUGCGUUUGCAGCUAUUUACUCCAAAGGGGGAAUCCCUUGCAGAUUGGUUCAUGGUUCAGUAAAGCAUAAACUACAGUGGGAGUGCCCUCCUGAAAAUCUUCCAUUUGAUCCUCUUCUUAUUACUUUAGCUGAGGGCCUGAGAGAGACUAGACAUCCAUAUACCUUUGUAUCAAAGGAGGGCUUUCGAGAAUUACUUUUAGUCCAAGGGGCUCUCGAAAAGGCAGUACCUUUGCUUCCUAGACUGAUUCCUGUGCUAAAGGCUGCUCUGGUCCAUUCAGAUGAUGAAGUUUUUGAGAGAGGAUUGAAUGCUCUUGUACAAUUAAGUGUCAUUGUUGGCCCUUUUCUAAAUGAUCAUUUGAAGCUUCUACUUACAAGUCUUUCCAAGCGGCUAAGGAACAAAAAGUUCAAGGAGCCAAUCACCAGUGCAUUGCAAAAGCUAGAGCAGCAUGGUGGAAAGGGAAGCCUUAUCAUCAUCAAGUCUAAGAUUCCAACAUAUUGUUCCAUCUGUUGUUAAAUAAGGAAACCAGCCAAGAUCAUCUCACUACCUGGUAACAGAUUUCUAACACUGACCACAGGAAAUAUGGGACUUUUCAGAUGCAGCUCAGUUUAUUCUCUUACAGUUGUAACCUACAUUCAUUAGUGGUUGUUUGUGAUGAGUUUACAU
Suncus etruscus (white-toothed pygmy shrew) is the source of this 898-nucleotide messenger RNA. RefSeq names its product parkin coregulated like (gene PACRGL). Bases 2 to 748 code for a protein of 248 amino acids. NCBI's taxonomy places the organism in Eukaryota, Metazoa, Chordata, Mammalia, Eulipotyphla, Soricidae. The transcript is spliced from 9 exons. The record is from RefSeq and is a predicted model, not a curated record.